GGUGCGGAGGGCGCGGCAGCGGCGGCCAUGGACGGGCGGCCCGGGCCGAGGCCGACCCCCGAGGGCCGCCGGGAGCGCUCCCGGGACGCCGCCCGGUGCCGGCGCAGCCGCGAGGCCGAGGUGUUCGGGCAGCUGGCGCUGGCGCUGCCCUUCGCCCGCGGCGUGAGCGCGCACCUGGACAAAGCGUCCAUCAUGCGGCUGACCAUCAGCUACCUGCGCGUGCAGCGCCUGCUGGCCGCGGGCGCGUGGGCGGCGGCGGCCGAGGCUGUGGACGGCUGCUACCUGCAGGCGCUGAGCGGCUUCGUGAUGGUGCUGAGCGAGGGCGGGGACAUGAUUUACCUGUCCGAGAACGUCAGCCGCCUGCUGGGGCUCAGCCAGCUGGAGCUGAUCGGGCACAGCGUGUUCGACUUCGUGCACCCCUGCGACCACGAGGAGCUGCACGACGUGCUGGGCCCGCGGCAGGGGGGUCCCCGGCGGCGGGGGGAGCGCUCGGGCCGCAGUUUCUCGCUGCGCAUGAAGAGCACGCUGAGCGGCCGCGGGCGCUGCCUCAACCUCAAAGCGGCGUCCUGGAAGGUGGGGAGGGGACACUGGGGACAUCGGGGACAUUUGGGGACACUGGGGACAUUUGGGGGCAUUUGUUUGGGGUGCUCCCCGAUGGUUUUGGGGUGCUCCCCGAUGAGCCAUGCUGGUAUAUCCCCCAUAAUUUUGGGGUAUCCCACCCUAAUUUUGGGGUGCCCCCCGGUGUUUUUGGGGUGCAGGAUCGGGGAGGUGGCCGGGUACCACCCCGAGGAGCUCCUGGGCUGUUCCCUCUACGAGUUCGUGCACGCGCUCGACUCCAACACGCUGAGCCGCAGCGUGCACACGCUGCUCAGCAAGGGCCAGGCUGUCACCAGCCAGUACCGGUUCCUGGCCAAGCGCGGGGGGUUCCUGUGGGCUCAGACCCAGGCCACCGUCAUGGGCGGGGGGCGAGCGGCGCCCGAGGGCAUCGUGUGCCUGCACUUCGUGCUCAGCGGGGGGGGAGGGCGGGGUCUGGUUCUGUCCCUGGAGCAAACGCAGCGCCGCGAUUUGGGGAGGGGGCGGCGCCCCCCGCCCCCCGCCCCCGCCCCCCCGGACGCCGUGCUGGACCUGAGCCUGGACCUGGGGGUCCCGGGGGUCCCGGGGGUCCUGGCCUUCGUGCGCCCCUCGCACGUGCCCGAGGCCGCCCUGCAGAGGGACCCCCGGCGCUUCUGCUCCCCCGAGCUCGUCCGGCUCCUCGGGCCCAUCUUCGACCCCCCCCCGGCGACCCCCGCCCGCCGCCCCCGCAGCCCCUCCCCGGUACAGAAGAUUUUUGGGGGGAGCCGCGGCCAUGGGACCACCCUGCAGCCCCCCGCUCUGGACCUGGCCAUGCUCGCCCCCUACAUCCCCAUGGACGGCGAUUUCCAGCUGGGCGGGCCCGAGACGCACAGGGGGCGGGGCCUGCGCCGCACCGGCCCCGCCCACAAGGCCGAGGCCCCGCCCCCGAGGCCCCGCGCCCGCAGCUUCCCCGGACGAGGCCCCGCCCCCUCCCGGCUGGGCCACGCCCUCCCGAGAUGGGGCAGCGACCCCGCCCUCGGCCACGCCCCGCGGCCACGCCCUGCUAGGAAGAGGCCGCGGGAGCCGAGCCCUGAGGAUCCGCCCGGGGCCCCCCUGAAACGGGCGGAGCUGGACCCCCAACUGCUGGGGCUGCUGCUGAGUGGGGACCCCCCAGGACCGAGCCUGGGCCAGGAGCAGCUGCUGCUGGCUGAUGGUCUGACCCUGCCCGGGACCCCCCAAAACCCCCAAGGGGGGGGUCCCUGA
Messenger RNA from Camarhynchus parvulus, 1815 nucleotides. It is a transcript of the gene HIF3A, whose product is annotated as hypoxia inducible factor 3 subunit alpha. The transcript has 15 exons. The record is from RefSeq and is a predicted model, not a curated record. Gene Ontology annotation, molecular function: RNA polymerase II transcription regulatory region sequence-specific DNA binding; protein dimerization activity; DNA-binding transcription factor activity, RNA polymerase II-specific. The coding region runs from base 28 to 1815 and encodes 595 amino acids. NCBI's taxonomy places the organism in Eukaryota, Metazoa, Chordata, Aves, Passeriformes, Thraupidae. Gene Ontology annotation, biological process: regulation of transcription by RNA polymerase II; cellular response to hypoxia.